Fundulus heteroclitus (mummichog) is the source of this 1405-nucleotide messenger RNA. RefSeq names its product ICOS ligand. NCBI's taxonomy places the organism in Eukaryota, Metazoa, Chordata, Actinopteri, Cyprinodontiformes, Fundulidae. Bases 317 to 1396 code for a protein of 359 amino acids. The transcript is spliced from 5 exons. Gene Ontology annotation, biological process: cellular response to lipopolysaccharide; positive regulation of T cell proliferation; negative regulation of T cell proliferation. Gene Ontology annotation, cellular component: external side of plasma membrane. The record is from RefSeq and is a predicted model, not a curated record.
AUUCUAUUCUAUUAUGUGGUUCUCAACCAGUUUUACUAUAUUUGCCUCACUACUUGCCGCUCUCAUGCUUCCUUAUCAUUAUGUGGGCGUGUGUGUGUCCUAAAAAAAAACCGUCUAACAGGUUAUACCAACCUCCACCUAUCUAGUGGGCCCUCGCAAGGUCACUGCUGACAAACACAGGCGAAGAUAUUUUCCCUGUUCUUCCAUUAACUUCUAUCCGCGCUAUCUAUGUUCAUUCUGCCAGACGUGACCUAACACAUGAGAUCAGGUAUGGCAAAACAAGCUGCAACAUGACCGGUCAUGUGGAAAGGUGUGUAUGCGGCGCGGCGCUGGAAGAGGAAGUGAGGCCGAACCGACAUACGUUGUACAUGUCUCGACUGUGUCAAGAACGCACGGGUUUGGGUUUUCCAAACUGAGGCGUCAGGCGCCGAUGAGCAGUUUCUGGGUCUUGUGUGCGCUCCUGCGCGCCAAGGAACGCGCGAUGGCGGUGGCACUGUGGCGCGGCGCAGCGAUCCUGCUCUGCUGCGUGUGCUCGUGCGCCAGUGCGGAGGAAGACUGCGUCCUCGGGAUAGUGGGGAAGCCGGUGAUCCUGCCCUGCCUUUACUCUAACCUGAGAACGGCUCUGAACUUUUCCAUUGAGUGGAGAAAGAACGACACAGCUGUGCUCAGAUCGCUGUGGGACGAGGACGGCAACGUGGAGACAUGGAGCUGGAAUCACGCAGGGAUUCCCAGGGAUGCACCUUUCACAAAAAACUUCUCCCUGGAGCUGCCAUCUGCUCGUGUCAAAGAUGACAGGAGCCAAUUCAGCCUUUUCUUGCUUUCAGGGGAGAACCAGAGUGCCCCACUGUGCACCCAGUGCCUCCGGGUCGCAGCCAGUUUCAGCACUCCUGAGGUGAAGAAGGAGCGGUCAGGAGAGGCGUAUGAGUGGACCUACCAGUGCCACUCCUCAGGAGGCUACCCAAAGCCUGCGGUUUACUGGCUCUACAACAACAGCCAGGAGCCUCCCAACGGCUCGGUGACGACCCGGGCCCAGUUGCUGCGAGGAUCCGAUCUGUACAACGUCACCAGCUGGCUGACAACCCACCCUUCCAAUGACACCACGGUGUCGUGCGUCAUCGAGAACCCGGUCCUGAACGAGACGCUGGCGUUCACAUACGGAGCGAGCAGCGGACCCGUGGAGUGGCGGCCGUCACAGGGCAUGUGGAUCUUCAGCACGGUCCUGAGUGUGCUGGUCGCCAUCAUGGUGAUCGCUGGCGUGUGCUAUCAGAUCAAGCUGGACAAGAUAAGCAAGAGGCUUAAGAAGGAAUACCAGGAGGAACCGCAGAGAGGACGACGACGUCGGUACAAGCAGACAACAGAGACCAUGAUGCUGGAGCCAGAAGAGACUGACGUGUGAAAAAAAAAA